Molecule: messenger RNA, 4255 nt
Organism: Microplitis demolitor
Lineage: Eukaryota; Metazoa; Arthropoda; Insecta; Hymenoptera; Braconidae
Gene: Unr
Product: cold shock domain-containing protein E1
Exons: 11
Coding region: 1284-3944 (886 amino acids)
Molecular function (GO): nucleic acid binding
Source: RefSeq, a predicted model, not a curated record
AUUGCCGACUGAACUUGAGACAUUUGUUGUUUUAUUUGAUUAAAUUAAAAGCCAUGAAAACUUGUAUUAUAUUCGAAUGUUUUUUAUUUCUGCUUGUGUAACUGUUAGUUUGGGACAAUUUUUAAAUUUAGCACUAACUGUAAAUUUCACUUUAAAAAUAAAAGUUAAAAUAAUAUAAAAUAUAACACAGUCACACUCAGCACGCAUUGAAGACAUCUGAAGAUUAUCAUGUUGAUAUCUAUUUAAUAAUAUAAUUUAUUGUCUCGGUUUCGUCUUAUUUAUCAUAAAAUAUUUAUUUUAUAAUAGUUGAGAUUCAAUUUUCAAUGCAACACUAUAGUUUUUCAAUUAUAAAGUGAUUAAAAAAUAAAACAACAAAACUAAACAAAACACAAUCAUCAAAAAUCAAGUUUUUCCAAUCUGAUGAAAUAGAUGAUAAUUUUAUAAGUUAUCACUACGAAAGUUUAAUAAGAUGGUUAAUGUAUAUAUUAGAUAAAGUACUGUACAAAAAUUAACUAUUACUGCGUAUCGUGGAUGAAUACUAAAACUUAUUUUCCUCAACAAAACUCUUAUACGCAACGUUUUUUUUCCCAAAGAGUAUUAAUUUUAUUUUUAAGAAAUAAAAUUAUUUUUUGGUGCUUUGUUUUUGUUGAUAAAUAAAACAAAUAAAUUUUAAUAGUAAUGAUGAUAAUGAUAAUAAUUACUACACUUUGAAGUGAUAAAUAAUAACUAAAAUAGUAUUAAUUUAAGAUACGAAUUCAAAUGAUGAAUUAAAAAAAAAAGCAACAAUUAUCAUUCUUUCGUCCUCCUCGUCAAUCUCGUUAUAUUUUGGUCACGAAAAUACGACUUGAUCAAUUAAUUUAUGAUUGCAUUUGAAAGAUGUUUUUUUUUUUUUUGUAAAGUUAUUAUGUUUUAAUGUUUACUUGAUAAUUCUAUAAAAAAUUGAUGAUAUUAAAUAACGUAAAACUAAAUAAUGAACGAUGUAAGGUACCAAGAACCAUUCUGUGAUAUGUAUGUUAACACUUAAAUAUUUGAAGACUAAAAAUUUCUUUGUAUAAAUAUAUUUCUUCAAUUGAGCGUCGUCAGCAGAACAAGCAUUACUUGUUUUUUUUUUAUAUAAAAAAAAAAAUAACUAAAAUGAUAUUAAACUAAGGAGAAAUUAAAAUACCUUAUUGAGACUGGAAGCUAAUAUAUAUAAAUUUAAAUAAUAAAAGAACUUUAAACUCGGUCAUAUAAACUUUGAAAUUUGUACUAAAGAAAAGUGCCGAAAGAAUUUCAAAAGCAUUAUGUCCAAUAAUCCUCAGUGGAAAACGUUUCAUCCACCAAUUAUGAAUUCUGAUCCUGCUAUACUUGAUUAUAAAUCAAUGUCGAUAUCUACGAAAAGUAUUAUUAGUGAAUCACAACAAACAGCAACUAAUAACUAUCGUGACGGUUCGAAUUAUUGUAGUGAUCGCAGCUUUAUGGGAUCCCCGGAUGAAUGCGGAAAAAAUUCGUCUUCAUUCAGCACUUGUUCUAGUAAUGUUAUUACGUCACAUAAUGACGCUACUCGAUUUUCUGAUCGUACUCUGUCAAGUAUGGAUAUUGGUAUUAACUACACGACUGAGUCAACUACUAAUAAUUCAAUAUAUCAAGACCAAUCUGGUCCACGAGAGGCCGGAAUUAUUGAGAAAUUAUUGCAUUCAUAUGGAUUUAUACAGUGUUGUGAACGGCAAGCGAGAUUAUUUUUUCACUUUAGCCAGUUUAGUGGUACAAUAGAACAUCUCAAAAUAGGUGAUCCAGUAGAAUUUGAAAUGACUUAUGACAGGAGAACUGGCAAGCCAAUCGCCAGCACUGUCAACAAAAUUGCGCCUGAAGUUGUAUUGAGUGAAGAGAGAGUGACUGGUAAUGUAACUACGGAACUUCAAGCCAAUGGUGACUCUCAAGGCCGUAUCAGCUAUGAGAAUCGUGGUGAAUGUUUUUUUUUGCCAUAUACCAAAGAUGAUGUCGAAGGAAAUGUUACUUUGCGAGCUGGCGAUAAAGUAUCCUUUCAAAUUGCAACCAAUCAAAGAGGAAAUUUAGGUGCUUGUCACGUUAGACUUGAAAAUCCUGCACACCCAGUUCGUUAUCGUGGUGUAAUAUGUACAAUGAAAGAAAGUUUUGGAUUUAUUGAACGUGCGGAUGUAGUCAAAGAAAUAUUUUUUCAUUUUAGUGAAGCUAAAUCAUUAAAAGAAGAAUUGAAACUGGGAGACGAUGUUGAAUUUAUUAUUCAAACGCGUAAUGGAAAAGAAGUAGCGUGUAAUAUUAGUAAAUUACCUCCGGGUUCUAUUAUCUUUGAAGAAAUUAGUAAUGAAAUAAUAAAAGGUCAAGUAUUAAAAACGUUAGAAAGAGGAAACGCUGCCCGCCAUCAAAACGAUCCACUACCAGGACGUAUCCGCUACAGAGCUGCCGAUUAUUCUGAAGAAGAAAUUCCGUUUGGUGAUAAAGAUCAAAAGGGCGAUUUUACUCUUAAGCAUGGUGAUUGGGUUCAAUUUCUAAUUGCAACCGACACUAGAGAUCAAUUAAAAAGAGCUACAGAAAUAUCAUUACUACCAGAGUCUUUUACGGUAUCUGGUGAAAGACGAGAACAAGGUAUAAUUGCGGCAUUAAAAGAUGGUUUUGGAUUUAUUCGUUGUGUUGAUCGAGAUGCAAGACUAUUUUUCCAUUUUAACGAAGUACUCGAUAUCGAUAGAGAAAUAGCUGUCGGCGAUGAAGUAGAAUUCACUGUGAUACAAGAUCCUCCGACUUUUUUUUCAAAUCGUCAAAGUGCGAUUCGACUCAAACAUUUACCUUCUGGCACUGUUCAGUUUGAAACUGUUACUGAAAGUGAUUUAUUAGGAACUGUUAUUCAAGAUAUCUCUGGUAUUGAUCCUGGGCUAAUUGGUUAUACAAAGGAUGGACAACAGAAGAAUAUUAUUUUCUUCACAAAAGAUUGUGAUUGCAAAGUUAUUCCAAAGUUGGGUGAUAAGGUCAAAUUCAGUAUCUGUCAGGUAAAAAGAAAUAAAGAGUUAGUCGCAGUUGACAUAUCACUAUUUGAUUUAAGCGAAGAAAAGACGGAAAAUGGUAACGAAAAUAUAAGUGGCUUAAUAUGUCAAGGUUUUAUCGCUGCACUUAAGGAUGGUUUUGGUUUCAUUGAGACAUUUAAUCAUGAGAGAGAAAUAUUUUUCCAUUUUAGUACCUUUGACGGAGAUACAAAUACUUUAGAAGUCGGCACUGAAAUUGAAUGUAUAAUAGGAUUAGGUAAUAGCCGCAGCACUGGAGGAUGUAUUGCUGCUGAAUCUGUCCGUCUUGUGCCACGUGGUACGAUUCCACGUGCGGCCAUAGUUAGUGAAGUUUUGGAUGGAACUGUUAUUAGACCAUUACGAAGUGCAAAUCCUGAACAGACAGAGUACGCUGGAAUGAUAAAAUUAAGUGUGAAUAAUGACGAAAAUGAUUCAAAAAAAUACGAAUUUGGUAUCAUGGGCUUGCUAAACAAACGCGAAUUGUUGCAAACGGGUGAUCCCGUACAAUUCCAAAUUGAUUCUGAAGGUCACGCUUGUAAUGUAGUAGCUGUACGCAAAAAACGAAUUGCUACAGUGGACGCAGUGAAAGGAGCUUUUGGUUUUCUCGCCUAUGAAAUUGACGAUGGAAAAAAGUUAUUCUUCCAUAUGACUGAAGUUAAGGAUCAUGCAACGCUCCAGCCAGGUGAUCAAGUUGAGUUCGUACUUGUGACAAAUCAAAGGACAGGAAAAUCAUUCGCAUGCAGUAUUACGCGUUUGAGUGGUGAAUCAGUACAGCAACGGCCCGAACGUUUAAUCAGUCGAUUACGUACUAUUUCGUUAGAAGACGCUGGGCCAAAACUGACAAUAGUAAGACAACCAAAAGGACCAGAUGGUACCCGUGGCUUUAGUCAAGAACGUUUACAACAUACAUCUGGUGUUAUAGAAGAAUAAUCAAUUACUCUACGUUAUGUUUGAUUUGAAAAUAAUUACUUCUUUUGAGUUCAUGAACGUUAUUUCUGAGAUUAUUAAUUUAAACCAACGCUAAUAUUUGCCAAAAUAAUGUUAUGUGAUUGUUAAAAAUGAGACAAAACAUUUAUGCUCCCGAAAAAUUGAUAUGUAUUUCUGGUAUUACACGACAUACUUGAUAUUGCAAAAAAAAUUUUAUCCAUCAAAAUUCAAGAAGAUUAAUUUUAUUCACUAUAUAUUGUGAUUAUAUUUGAUAUCUAAAAGAUAUUUUGAUUUUAUAUAAUUAUCUUGGUUUA